Molecule: messenger RNA, 1239 nt
Organism: Gossypium arboreum
Lineage: Eukaryota; Viridiplantae; Streptophyta; Magnoliopsida; Malvales; Malvaceae
Exons: 2
Coding region: 1-1239 (412 amino acids)
Source: RefSeq, a predicted model, not a curated record
AUGGCGACGGUGAUGAUGGUUGAGGAUAAUGCGGCCGUCCGUGCAUGGUCAGAGAGGUUACAGUUAGAGAAAGGGGAUAGCUUAGCAGAAGGAUAUACAUCAGAGUUGCAGAAAUUCAUUCGCAUCAAUGUAGCGCAGAAUGAGUUGCAAGCGUUGAAAGAUAUAUGGGCUCAUUGGGAUGAGGGAAUCAAACAGUUGUUCUAUCAAAGCUAUGGUGAUAUAGCCUACUUGCUCGAUAUUAAGGUAGACAAGCGUCUGUUCCGAGUCAUGGCUCAAUUUUGGAAUUCUGCUUACGAUUGUUUCACUUUUGGGGAAGUGGAUUCGGUACCUACUGUGGAGAAAUAUACUACCCUGUUAAGGUGUCCAAAAGUUCAAGUCAGAAAAGCUUAUGCUAAGGUUUUCAAUGGUCUAACUUUUGCGAAGAAAUUGAUGGCUAUUUUGGGGAUGAGCGAGCCUUGGGUUACUACUCAAAUUCAACAAAAGGAGGAUAGUAAGUGUAUUCCUUGGGAGAAUUUGAGAGAUUUGGUUUUAACACAUCCGGAUGAAAGGAAGAGGAUUGAUAUGUUCGCUUUAAGUAUAUAUGGAUUGGUGAUUUUUCCUAAAGCUUUGAGGCAUGUGGAUGAGGCAGUCACUGACUUAUUCGAUCGUAUCGAGAAGGGAAUCACACCUAUACCUGCAAUAUUGACAGAGACGUUCAGAUCCUUGAGCACGUGUCGAAAAACAGAUGAGGGGCGGUUUAUUGGAUGUGCACAACUAUUGAUGAUGUGGUUUCAUAGGCUUUUUUGGAAAGUGAACAAGGUUUUUCACUGGGUCUUUUCUGAAGGUUAUUCCCCGUUAAAGGAGGAGGCAGCCAUGCAGAAGAGAGACGAUAUUUCAGAGGAAAAAUGGAUAGAAAUUUUUCAAAAUCUCAAGGAAGAGGAUAUAGAGUGGAGAGCUUUUUGGAUGGUUCCUAAUGAGGUCCUAUAUCGAUGCGAGAAUUUUGAUUGGGUACCAUUGUCAAGAAUUUGGGAAGCUAAUGGGUAUACUCCAUUGCUUGCAUUAAGGCAAUAUAAAUCGAGGAAGUUUGUACCCACGACUUACGGGCUUGCUCAGUGUGAAUUCUCCUAUAAAGGUGAUCACUAUAAGAAGAAGGUUCGGGAACUUUCUGAUGCUUGGAAGCAAACCCGCUGGAUGAAGAGGUUGGCUGUCGGUUCCAUGGUGACGCCUGAAUACAAUGGAUGUGUGACAGCCCCAAAUUGA